AGACAAAGCAGAUUCUCUGCAAUUGAUUUACCUUAGGACCAAAAUACGGGAAAGAUCUCAUGGAUGCAGAGCAGCUAACGCCAUCCUCUUUAAACUUCACGUCCACUAACGUUAAAGGAAACGGAGCGUCAACGCUUCAGACGUCGACUGGUCAGAAGAACCCUCGUACCGAGGCGUUGUCCAAGCCCCCUUCGCACAAGCCCCAGCUCGACAAGGCUUGGAGCCGAGCCUUGAUCGCGUGUGCAGCCACUUUUUUCUCGUCCGCUGUCCACUCCACAUCUGGCUUCUUUUAUGUGGCCUUUAUGCGACAAUACGGGAUCAACAGACAAGCAGCUUCUUGGCCGACCAGUGUCUUUCAAGCCGUGGAUGAUGUCUCAGGGGUCUUUGUGGCAGUCCUUCAGAAUUUCUUCGCAGUAUCCACAAUCAGCCUUCUCGGAAGCGUGCUUUUCUGGGUGGGCAUUUUCGCCUCUGUAUUCGUUCCUGAUAUAACAUGGAUGACUUUCACUUUCGGAUUUGUACAGGGUGCUGGAUCAGGAAUUGUGUCUGUUGCAUCAACCAUGAUAAUGUUGAUGUACUUCGACAAGUACCGAGGCUUCGCCACUGGUAUACGCUACACCGGAUACUCGCUUUCAUCUCUGCUGUACCCGCCAGUUCUAGCUCUUCUCGACGAAACUUUUUCAUUUCGACAGAUGAUGUUGUUAUUCGGAGCCAUCAGCCUACACCUGACGCCGCUCGUCCUUAGCCUAAAGGAACCCCCGUGGGAACAAAAGUCACAGCGACUGAAGAUACAAGUAGCAGGAGCAAAAGAAAAUUCUGCUGUCUUAAAUUGCCAUUCGGUACAACAAGAUCAACAAAAAGAGAAACUGAGCCAAGACAAAACUAUUAAGCAAAUCUUUAGUGUUAACAGACAAAAAAAUAUGUUUCAGUUUAAUGACAACUCCGACCAUAUGGGUGGAUCCGGCUCGGAAGCAGCGCUCUAUCGGCAGACAGCAAAUGAGUCUAUUGUUCCUGAUUGUAUCAUGACUACACAAACCUCAAAGGAUUGUGCGAACAGUAUGAACGCGAUGGGUCAUCUAUGUAGACUCGAACGUUUAAAAACUGCCCAAAAUGGUAUCAAUGGUGGCUUCCGGGCUGCUAGAAUCUCAAUUGGAGAUACUGAAGUCGACACAGCCCUUCAAGAAUAUAGAGCGAGAUUUGCGCUCGCUCUUUCGCGAAGCUCUGUCUGCGCGAUGGAUGGCAAUCCUGCUGCAAGCAGUUACGAAAGUUCCGCGGGGAAAAGAGCCUCCCAUCUCAGCCUCUUCUUGAAGCCGACUUUCUGGGCAUUGGUUCUGGGUGGUGUUCUAGCGGACUACACCGACUGCGCUUUUAUGGCGACCAUUGUGGAUUCUGCCCUUGACCGUGGCGCGACAAGGUACCAAGCAGACCUAUCUAUAGCUUGUUCCGCACCGUCGCAGCUUUUGGGACGUGCCGUACUUCCGUUGAUUGCCGACAUAGCUUUGACAAACCGUGCGUCUUUGGCGUGUGCCUGCUACUUUCUUUUCGGUGCCUGUAUUGCUACGUUGGCUACGACUACCAGCUUUGUAACGUACGCGCCCUGUAUGGCUCUGGCGUCACUGUUUAUGGGAUGCUUGACUACAAUGAAGCACGUGGUGGCGGCCGAUUUCUUUGGUGUGGAUGUAGUGCCUGUAGCGUGGGCUACAACCGGCGUCGUACUUCUGCCCAUGCUUCUCGGCAACCCGUCUAUUCUAGGUUUCUUCAGAGACAAACAAGGAGCCUACAACAAUUUCUAUUAUGUCCUCGGCUCGUUUCAUUUGUUAACGGGGUCCCUAUUUAUUAUUCUGCUAUAUUCAACUUCGAAGAGACAGAAAAAAUGGACUCUCAAGGCGAGUGAAACGAAUGCCAAGGGAUUCAGCGCCAUUAAUCAUAAGCCGUAGAAAAACACAAGAUCACAUGACGACAAAUAUAGCAGAAACAGCGCUAUCCCUUUCUUUAUUGUGGCAGAACACAUGUAGCCACUUAAAAUUCAAGAAACGAGAACGCGUUCUGCAAAAUGGGCUUUCAAGACACAAGCAUCAUCACGAGAGUAUGAAUUAAAACCACGUUUGGUAAGUAAGGUGAUUGUUCUCCUA
This is a messenger RNA of Rhipicephalus microplus (southern cattle tick), 2129 nucleotides long. RefSeq lists its product as uncharacterized. Gene Ontology annotation, molecular function: nucleic acid binding; zinc ion binding; monocarboxylic acid transmembrane transporter activity. Gene Ontology annotation, biological process: transmembrane transport. Lineage: Eukaryota; Metazoa; Arthropoda; Arachnida; Ixodida; Ixodidae. The record is from RefSeq and is a predicted model, not a curated record.